This is a messenger RNA of Brettanomyces bruxellensis, 1971 nucleotides long. RefSeq lists its product as uncharacterized. The record is from RefSeq and is a predicted model, not a curated record. Gene Ontology annotation, biological process: phospholipid biosynthetic process; endoplasmic reticulum unfolded protein response; regulation of transcription by RNA polymerase II. The coding region runs from base 1 to 1971 and encodes 656 amino acids. The transcript has a single exon. NCBI's taxonomy places the organism in Eukaryota, Fungi, Ascomycota, Pichiomycetes, Pichiales, Pichiaceae. Gene Ontology annotation, molecular function: transcription corepressor activity. Gene Ontology annotation, cellular component: nucleus; endoplasmic reticulum.
AUGAGUAGCACAUCGUCAACUUCCAUAUCAGGCAAUGUGGUCACGGGAUCUACAAUAUCACAAAAUGAAAGGCCUUCGCUUUAUAGGCGGCAUUCACCUUUGAGGAUAAACGAGUUGGUGGACAACACAUCCGAUUCGCAGGUGGAGCAGACCUAUCAGGAUACAGGGGCGGUAAGCGUAAGCAUGCCGGAUAGUGCGCAUGCAGAAAUUGGCAGGGCAGAAGACAUAGGGGAUAGUCGAAAGCAAGGAGGUGGUGCAGGAUCCAGUUUGCUUUCUUCAGCAUCGAGCGAGACGUUGGUUACACGAAGUCCGAGUGGGCGCGACUGUUUGGUAAUGGAUGGAAGUGGUAAAGUGAUGGCUGAAAGUGGAAAUGUGGAGGAUGGAAGUGGCAAAGUGGUGGAUAAACGCGGCAACAUGGUGGAUGAAAGUGGCAAAGUGGUGAACACAGAUAGCAAUAUGGUUGAUGACAGCAGCAACAUGGUGGAUAAAAGCAGCAACACCAUCGAUAACAGUACUAUUUUGGACAAAGUGACGUCGCAUCCGUUAAUCACAAGCUCAAUCAACUACAUGCUCGAGCGCACAAUUCACACUUCAAGCUGCUACUUGAAAGCGGCACCAGGCAGUGGGGGUUACCCGGAGAAACCCUGCGAGCCCCACGACCCCAGCAUCGAUGUUUCACAGAGUGUCUGCGGAAAAACACAAGACACAAAUCGUGCCAAGUACAUGGAGCAUGCAAAACGGUUGAGGAGCAGCGUAAACACGUUUGAAAGCACGGGCUUGGCAACGGCCAAACGUCCGAAACUCUCAACGGUCAAACAGCGGGGGCUUCUCACUGAAAAUAAGCUCCCUCCACCGAUUCCGACUGGAUACGGCGUGCCGUGGGCCCAGCCGACGGUUUUGCCGAGGAUGGCCGGCAGCUUACGUCAGCAGGUGACGGUGAACUCGGCGAUUUCCGCUCAAAGGUCGCUUCAGGACUUGACGGAGCUCAGUGUGAUAAAUCUCAACAUUGAGAGCAGGCGUCGGCUGGAGAUGUUGAUCCAUUUUUUGAAGUUGGGAAACGGUCAGUUGAGCGAGCGAAUCGAGAAUCUUAUUCGGCAGGUGGAGAGUGUAAGCAGAAAGAGGGAGGGUGUGGAUGUUGGAGCGAAAAAGAGGCAGAGUAUCGAUUCUACAAGCAGCAACAGGAAAAGUAUCGAUUCUGCAAGCAGCAAUGGUGGAUUGUAUGGAUUUUCUUCGGGAACAGAGAACUCAGAUGAAGCCAGUUCCAACGAUGAGGGAUACAGCCAGUUCAUCUCGGACGAUUCGGUGCAGCAGAUCAAAAACGACAUUGUGGCAACAGUGAAGAAAAUCGUCAGUGUGGUUUCGAAAGUGUCGGCAAGCUCUCUGUCGGAACCUGCUCGGUCCAACGUGCGUGAGGCACUUCUAAAGCUCCCUAGCAACUGGGCGACAAUGUUUGAGCGGGAAAAACGGCACGGAGCAGCGGAAAACGGACUCUCAGACGAUGAGGAUAAUUCAGGCUGUGCAUCGUCGGAAAACGAGCUUGAUGACUCCAGUUCUGUGGACACAAGCUCCGUCGAUACGCGGUACGAGGAUUCGAUGGAGUUCCAGAAGGCAGACGGCGAGGAUUCGAACCCCGGGGCCGGCAGCAGGAGUUUGGCGACUCCCAGCCUCUUUUCCAACUUGUUCCGGUACAAAGGAGGACUAAGCCGCGGAUCUGUGGCCUCCACGAGGGCAAGGAGGUGGCUCCGGCGGAAAAUCCGAAGCCAGAUGUCGUACGAUACCAAUGGCAAGGUUUUGGUGUUGGCCCAGGAGUCGUUGGACAUGAUCAACAAGAUCAUCAAGUUCUGCAACGAGAAUUUGGACAAGGCCGAGACCUGGAACUCGUCCAAGCAGGACCAGCAGAGGGAGAACUUGAGGAACAAGCUUGAGGACAUGGACUAUGUGUCGACUCCUGGCCGGAGGGGGGGAGACUAG